CGCACUACUUGCACGUCUAGCUCCAUUGAGGCAGUAGCUGAGAAGCUGUAUAUAGACUAUGUACGUUGUCGUUGUCUAGUGAACAUCAGCUGUCCUAUUUUACAUGAAGUACACAAAUUUCGAGCCUUUUUAAAGUUUUUCUAUUUUUUAUUUGUCUUUACUGCCAUCACAUUUCUCUAAUACAUACUCUAUCAAACAAUCAAAUUUGUCUGUACGCUAGAAAAAAAAAUGGCACUGAGAGCGAUUGUCGGACAAAAGCUUAUGGAUGAAGUGUUCAAACAGAAAGAUGUGAAAAAGGGUACUGGAGAAAAAGUGAACUGGCGGGUGCUGGUGGUAGAUCAGUUGGCAAUGAGAAUGGUAUCUUCAUGUUGCAAGAUGCAUCACAUAGUAGAUGAACGGAUCACCCUUGUCGAAGAUCUAAACAAGAACCGUGAACCAUUACCAUUAGAUGCAGUUUAUUUGAUCACUCCUUGUGAAAAGUCCAUCAGCACACUUAUCAGAGACUUUGCUAGUCCGGGGAAACCAAUGUAUAAAAAUGCUCAUGUAUUCUUUACUGAAGUGUGUCAAGAAGAACUUUUCAAUGAACUGUGCAAAUCAUUUGCUGCCAAAAAAAUUAAAACUCUCAAAGAGAUAAACAUCGCAUUUCUGCCUUAUGAAAGUCAGGUAUUUUCUUUGGACUCCCAUGAAACAUUUCAAUGUUACUAUAAUCCAUUACUAGUAAAUAGUCGUAUCCCAAACAUGGAGCGUAUUGCAGAACAGAUUGCAACUGUUUGUGCUACAUUAGGGGAAUAUCCAUCAGUAAGAUAUAGAAGUGACUUUGAACACAAUGCAGAGUUGGCUCAAAUUGUACAGCAAAAGUUAAAUGCUUAUAAAGCUGAUGAGCCAACAAUGGGCGAAGGUCCAGAAAAAGUACGUUCGCAGUUAAUUAUAUUAGACAGAGGAUUCGAUUGUGUAUCUCCAGUUUUGCACGAGCUUACAUUUCAAGCUAUGGUUCAUGAUCUAUUGCCUAUAGAAAAUGAUGUUUAUAAAUAUGAACCCAAUGUUGGAUCUUCUCAAAUUAAGGAAGUCAUAUUAGAUGACAAUGAUGAACUUUGGGUGGAGCACAGACAUGAGCAUAUUGCUGUUGUAACCAAGAAAGUAACACUACAAAUGAAGAAAUUUUCUGAAUCCAAACGCAUGUCUGCUGCUUAUGAAGGUAAAUCUUCUAUGAGCGAUUUAUCCAAUAUGAUCAAGAAAAUGCCGCAAUAUCAAAAAGAAUUGAGCAAGUAUUCAACUCAUUUACAUCUAGCUGAAGAUUGCAUGAAACAUUAUCAAGGUAAUGUAGACAGACUUUGUAGAGUAGAACAAUAUCUAGCUAUGGGUACCGAUACAGAGGGUGAAAAGAUCAAAGAUCAUAUGAGGUAUAUUGUGCCUAUAUUGUUAAACCCGAAUGUAUCUAGCAAUGAUAAAAUGAGGAUAAUUAUAUUGUAUAUUUUGUCAAAAAAUGGAAUAUCAGAAGACAAUCUUAAUAAAUUGAUACAACAUGCCCAACUAUCGCCAAUUGACAAACAAGCAAUUGUCAAUAUGAACUUGCUCGGUAUCAACUCUAUUGUGGACGGUAACAGAAAAAAACAGUAUCAAAUUCCACGUAAAGAGCGUAUUUCAAAAAAUACAUAUCAGAUGUCUCGUUGGACCCCAGUGAUCAAGGAUUUAAUGGAAGAUUGUAUUGAAGACAAAUUGGAUACUAAACAUUUUCCUUUUCUAGCAGGCAGAGCUGCUUCCUCUGGAUACCAUGUACCAUCUAGUGCACGAUAUGGACACUGGCAUAAGGAUAAAGGCAAAGGACAACAGCUUAUAAAAAAUGUACCAAGAGUAAUAUUUUUUGUGAUAGGAGGAAUCAGUUUUUCUGAGAUGAGAUGUGCCUAUGAAGUAACAGUAAUGUCAAAAACUGGGAGGUUAUUAUAGGUUCGUCACACAUUCUUACACCGGAAGACUUCAUGAGCAAUUUAUCAGCUUUAAGUCAAUAAUCUUGUCCAAUUGACAAUUUUUAAGAACUUAAUAUUAUGUAGUAUGUGUGUCCCCAUAAAAAUCAUGAAUUUUGUUUACAAAAUAUAAAUUUCAAAUUAUACAAUACUUAAUAUUGUGGAAUUAAUACAAAUAACUACAAAUUGUUUAUUGGAAUUUUAACGUUAAUUAUUAUAGAUAAAUCAGUAGAUUUUAUGAUCUGGAAAAAUAUUUUGUAAUAAUUAAAAAUCAAUUUCCCCAAAUAUUCU
Molecule: messenger RNA, 2252 nt
Organism: Aphis gossypii (cotton aphid)
Lineage: Eukaryota; Metazoa; Arthropoda; Insecta; Hemiptera; Aphididae
Product: protein ROP-like
Exons: 10
Coding region: 229-1944 (571 amino acids)
Biological process (GO): intracellular protein transport; neurotransmitter secretion; vesicle-mediated transport
Cellular component (GO): plasma membrane; secretory granule
Molecular function (GO): syntaxin binding
Source: RefSeq, a predicted model, not a curated record